Molecule: messenger RNA, 1234 nt
Organism: Medicago truncatula (barrel medic)
Lineage: Eukaryota; Viridiplantae; Streptophyta; Magnoliopsida; Fabales; Fabaceae
Product: methylesterase 17
Exons: 4
Coding region: 61-930 (289 amino acids)
Biological process (GO): jasmonic acid metabolic process; salicylic acid metabolic process
Molecular function (GO): methyl jasmonate esterase activity; methyl salicylate esterase activity; methyl indole-3-acetate esterase activity
Source: RefSeq, a predicted model, not a curated record
CAUAUAUAUGUGUUCCAUUCCACCAACAACAUUGAAACCAAAAGAAGCUAACAAAGCAUAAUGUUGGUCAAAGCUUCAGAGGAAGCCAUGGCUGUGAGAGAGAUAGAAGAUGGUGUUGAUUCUAAUAAUUCAAGAGAAAUUAAUAGUAUUCAUUUGAAACAACAACACUUUGUGCUAGUACAUGGCAUAGGUGGUGGAGGUUGGUGCUGGUACAAAAUUAAGUGCCUUAUGGAGAAUUCUGGGUACAAAGUCUCAUGCAUAGACCUUAAAAGUAGUGGAAUUGAUCAAUCUGAUGCUGAUUCUAUUCUAACUUUUGAUGAUUAUAAUAAACCUGUUAUUGAUUUCAUGUCUGCUUUACCAGAUAAUGAACAGGUUAUAUUGGUUGGACACAGUGCAGGAGGGUUGAGUAUUACUCAGGCCUGUCACAAAUUUGCAAAUAAGGUUAGUUUAGCUGUGUAUGUGGCAGCAACAAUGCUGAAAUUUGGAUACUCAACCGAUGAAGAUCUUAAAGAUGGAGUACCUGACUUAUCGGAAUUUGGUGAUGUCUAUGAGCUGGGGUUUGGAUUAGGACAAGAUAAGCCUCCAACAAGUGCUUUGAUCAAGAAAGAGCUUCAACGCAAAAUCAUAUAUCCUUUGAGCCCUCAUGAGGAUUCAACCUUGGCUGCAAUGUUGUUGAGGCCAGGACCAUUAUUAGCAUUAACCAGGGCACAAUUCAUAGAGAAUGUUGAAGUGGAGAAGGUGCCCCGUGUGUACAUAAAGACAAGACAAGACAAUGUAGUAAAACCAAAGCAACAGGAAGCCAUGAUAAAUAGGUGGCCACCAGGUAGUGUGUAUGAAUUGGACAGUGACCAUAGUCCCUUCUUCUCUACCCCAUUUAUACUCUUUGGUUUGCUUGUUAAAGCUGCAACUUUUCACGUUGGAUGCAACUAGUUGAAGUCAACACAGUCACCAUUUUUUUUUUUUUUUUUUUGGCAUUCAGAAAUGAUUAUAACAACAGAAAUGAUUGGCAUUCAACUGAAAAGUAUGAGUAGUAAUUCACUGCUAUUCUUCUUUUAUCAUGUGAAGUUGUUGUAGAAUAAAAUGGGUGUGUCUAUUGGAUAGAUUUCUUAUGAAAAUCAUCAUCAUGGAUUUUUUUUUUUUUUUUUUUUUUUUUAAUAUUUAGAAGGAAUCUCAUUGUCCAUCUUAUAUAACUUUUAUUAAAGCCCCAAGAGAACAUUUCUUUUUCUAUUCGCCA